Messenger RNA from Vigna umbellata (rice bean), 2606 nucleotides. Its product is annotated as protein VAC14 homolog. The record is from RefSeq and is a predicted model, not a curated record. Gene Ontology annotation, cellular component: PAS complex; endosome membrane. Gene Ontology annotation, biological process: phosphatidylinositol biosynthetic process. Lineage: Eukaryota; Viridiplantae; Streptophyta; Magnoliopsida; Fabales; Fabaceae.
GAUUUUUCCUCUUUCAUCAUAUUCGACCAUCACGAACAACCCCUCUAAGUUACUCACUGCUCAUUAAUUUCAAUGUCACAAAAACGUGAACUAUGCAAAAAAGGUUACCGAAAACUACCAAAGGAAAGUGAAAGAGAAUUAUAGGUUUCAGUGUCAAUUAUAAUUUUAAUUUCCAUUUACGUUUUUCUCAGAUCCGAUUUUCAGUUUUCCCACUCAAUCGCAUUUCCACGCCAAUGAAACUCCUUGAAAACCUUGCCAUUUUUUAUUUGCACUUUUUGAUUUCCGUUUCGUAAGGGAAAAGAAGUGAGGAUGUUCAGAUUGGAGCAGGAGAAGAUCCGCAAACGAAUUUGAUUCUCAAAUUGUUCUUCGAAUUUCGAUUGCGAAGGUGUUGCCAUGGCCGAAGCUCUCUCGGUGAUUCCGCCCGCCGUGCUUCGUAACCUCGCCGACAAGCUCUACGAGAAGCGCAAGAAUGCAGCACUGGAGGUUGAGGGGAUAGUGAAGCAGCUUGCUUCUGCUGGGGAUCAUGAUAGGAUAGUUGCUGUGAUCAGUUUGUUGACUACUGAAUUCACUUAUUCGCCACAGGCAAAUCACCGUAAGGGAGGGUUGAUAAGCUUAGCUGCUGCCACUGUUGGGUUGACAAUUGAAGCUGCUCAGCAUCUCGAGCUAAUUGUACCUCCUGUAUUGAAUUCCUUUGCCGAUCAAGAUAGCAGAGUUCGUUAUUAUGCUUGUGAAGCAUUAUACAACAUAGCAAAGGUUGUGAGAGGAGAUUUUAUUAUAUUCUUCAACCAGAUCUUUGAUGCCUUAUGCAAGCUUUCUGCAGACUCAGAUGCCAAUGUACAAAGUGCUGCACAUCUCUUAGACCGACUUGUAAAGGAUAUUGUGACUGAAAGUGAUCAGUUCAGUAUUGAAGAAUUUAUACCAUUGCUGAGGGAGCGCAUGAAUGUUUUGAAUCCAUAUGUUCGUCAGUUUUUGGUUGGAUGGAUUACUGUCUUGGACAGUGUCCCAGAUAUUGACAUGCUGGGCUUUCUUCCUGAUUUUCUUGAUGGUUUGUUUAAUAUGCUGAGUGAUUCAAGUCAUGAAAUACGUCAGCAGGCUGAUUCAGCUCUUUCGGAGUUUCUUCAAGAGAUUAAAAAUUCACCAUCUGUAGAUUAUGGUCGAAUGGCUGAAAUACUGGUACAAAGGGCAGGUUCUCCAGAUGAAUUUACUAGGUUAACAGCUAUCACGUGGAUAAAUGAGUUUGUUAAACUUGGUGGAGAUCAGCUUGUUCCAUAUUAUGCUGACAUUCUUGGAGCCAUUUUGCCGUGCAUAUCUGAUAAAGAAGAGAAAAUUAGAGUGGUUGCUCGUGAAACCAAUGAAGAGCUACGUGGAAUCAAGGCUGAUCCAGCUGACGCAUUUGAUGUAGGAGCAAUCCUGUCCAUUGCUAGGAGGCAACUAUCUAGUGAAUGGGAGGCUACUCGAAUUGAAGCUUUGCACUGGAUGUCGACCCUUUUAUCCAGACACCGUAGUGAGGUUUUGAUAUUUCUGAAUGACAUUGAUACCCUACUAAAAGCACUUUCAGAUUCUUCUGAUAAGGUUGUGCUUCUAGUUCUUGAUGUUCAUGCAUGCAUUGCAAGAGAUCCCCUCCAUUUCCGGCAGCUUGUUGCUUUUCUAGUGCACAGUUUCCAACUAGAUAAUUCCCUUUUGGAGAAGCGGGGUGCUUUGAUAAUUCGUCGCCUUUGUGUUCUUUUGAAUGCUGAGAGAGUCUACCGGGAACUUUCUGCAAUAUUAGAAGGAGAAUCUGAUUUGGAAUUUGCAUCAAUUAUGGUUCAGGCUUUGAAUUUGAUCUUACUUACAUCAUCAGAAUUAUCUGAGAUUCGAGAUCUUUUGAAGCAAUCACUUGUAACUCCUUCCGGGAAGGACCUAUAUGAUGCUCUGUAUGCCUCCUGGUGUCAUUCUCCAAUGGCAAUUAUAAGUCUAUGCUUUUUAGCUCAGACCUACCAACAUGCCAGUACUGUGAUUCAGUCACUGGUGGAGGAGGAUAUUAAUGUCAAACUUUUGGUCCAACUGGAUAAAUUGAUCCGCUUGAUGGAAACUCCUAUCUUUGCCUAUCUUCGAUUGCAGCUUCUUGAACCUGGAAGAUAUAUUUGGUUAUUCAAGGCAUUGUAUGGUCUUCUGAUGUUGCUUCCUCAGCAAAGUUCCGCCUUUAAGAUACUAAAAACUCGUUUAAAAGCCGUGCCAUCGUAUUCAAAUAGUGGUGAGCAAUUGAAGAGAACAUCUUCUGGGGAUCCCUACCAAUUUCAUAGCGUGCCUGAUGGAUUUCGAACCAUUGAGGAUGGUGUUGUUGUAGCCGAAGAUGGUGGGAGCUCACGUAAUGGAAUAAAUUUUGCUGCAAGGCUACAACAAUUUCAGCAAAUGCAGCGCCAGCAUCGUGUGCUUGCCAAAACACGGGCAAAGUCACGCAAUAUUUCCACUUCAUCGACAAAGGAGCCAAAAAGAGAGGAAGAACCAAUAAGAGCCCAGUCUGUUGAACGUAAUGUUCCUUCAAGAUCAUUUAAGAGAGGUCUAGGGAAGCUACGCUUAUAAUUUUAAUAUUUUGCUUCUGCUCAUUGAGUCUUGUCUAGAGAGUA